Messenger RNA from Medioppia subpectinata, 1446 nucleotides. The record is from the annotation of a GenBank genome assembly. Lineage: Eukaryota; Metazoa; Arthropoda; Arachnida; Sarcoptiformes; Oppiidae.
AUGACACAAUUAACAUUAUACCUGGUCCUAUUGGCCAGCGUACCAGCACUGGGCCAGAAAAUACAAGACACCGGUCACAUUGACUACUUUGAAAUGGCAACAAAACCAACCACUACUCCAACUCCCGCACUGCCCCUAUCGGUCAACGGGUCGACAAUCGUGUUAACAACUAAUGGCUCGGCAUUCUUGGUCAGCACAAACGGCACUCUCUCAGCCUUAUUAACUACCAUCACCAACACCACCAGUCCAGUCACCCCCUCCACCACAACACACGCCCCACCGCCACAACCGCCCAUAAAACCCGUGGUAUAUAACCGGUGCGACAACGCGCACUGCACAGCACCCGUACCCUCCAAACUGAACGUACAUCUCGUCCCCCACACCCACGACGACGUGGGUUGGCUCAAGACUGUGGACCAGUAUUACUACGGCUCCCAAUCCCAACACCAGAAGGCGGGCGUACAGUAUAUCAUCGACUCGAUGGUACAAUCGUUGCUCCGGGCAGAGCACCGGCGGUUCAUCUACGUUGAGACGGCAUUCUUCUGGAAGUGGUGGCGCGAACAGGACGAAGAGCACCGGGAACAGGUUCGCACUCUGGUCAACGGGGGUCGACUCGAGUUUAUUAGCGGCGGUUGGGUUAUGCACGACGAGGCCAUCACCCACUAUCAAGCUAUUAUCGAUCAGAUGACCUGGGGCCAUCGACGCCUACAGGACAUGAUUGGCCAGUGUGUUGUGCCCCGCAUUGGGUGGCAGAUCGACCCGUUUGGCCACAGCCGAGAAUCGGCGCACUUGUCGGCUAUGUUUGGCUUUGAUGGUCUGUUUUUCGCCCGAUUAGACUAUGAGGACCAAAAGCUCCGGUCGGCUGAAAAACGCAUGGAGUUUAUAUGGGAGGGUUCGGAUGAUAUUGGUAGAAGUGCCGAUAUAUGGACGCACGCCAUGGCCGGCUCGUUGUACGGCCCGCCGACUGGCUUCAACUGGGAUGUGCCCGAAGGCGGCGAUGAGCCCAUUAUCGACGACCCGGAGUGCGAAGACUAUAAUGUGGACAAAAUUGUGGACAAGUUUUUGAAUUACAUUCGUCCAUAUUCAAACAAUUAUGCCACUAAUCAUCUGCUUAUUCCUAUGGGUAUGGACUUUAAUUUUCAGUCGGCCGGCGCCUGGUUCACGAACAUGGACAAACUGAUCCGGUACACCAACGCCCGGCAACGUAACGGCUCCAAUAUAAACGUAUUCUACUCUACCCCCACUUGUUAUCUGGCGGCUGUCCAUCAGUCCAACAACACUCUCACCACUAAAUCCGACGACUUUUUCCCAUACGCUUCGGACGGCGUAACCUAUUGGACGGGUUAUUUCACUUCUCGACCGGCGCUCAAACGGUACGAAAGGGUUGGCAACAAUUUUUUACAGGUAUGCAAACAGUUGGACGUAUUGGCCGGUANUAAUCUCUGA